AUGUCGCGCUCACAAGACAAGAAACCGGUUGGAUUCGCCACGCAACUGACGGCGGGAGGUCUUGCUGGUGCGAUGGAGGCACUAUGCUGUCAACCGCUAGACACCAUCAAGGUCCGUAUGCAGCUCUCGCGGUCUGGAAAGGGAGGAACAAAACCGCGAGGCUUCAUCGCGACUGGUGCCAUGAUUGUCCGGAGAGAGACACCGCUCGCACUCUACAAGGGUCUCGGCGCUGUACUGUCCGGUAUUGUCCCUAAGAUGGCCAUCCGCUUCGCGAGUUUCGAGACGUACAAGGGUUGGUUGGCGGACAAGGAGACGGGCAAGACGAACCUCGGGGGCAUAUUCCUAUCUGGUUUGGGAGCGGGGACGACAGAAGCUGUGAUGGUCGUGACGCCUAUGGAGGUCGUCAAAAUCCGUCUGCAGGCCCAGCAGCACUCGCUCGCGGACCCAUUGGAGGCGCCGAAAUACCGCAACGCCGGCCAUGCCGUAUACAAGAUCGUCCGUGAGGAGGGCUUCGCGACGCUCUACCGCGGCGUCUCCCUCACCGCACUGCGGCAAGCGACGAACCAAGGCGCGAACUUCACGGCAUAUCAGGAACUCAAGAAGUUCGCGCAUCGCAUGCAGCCUGAACUCGUCGACCUGCCCUCGUAUCAGCACAUGCUGAUUGGUCUCAUCUCCGGUGCAAUGGGCCCCUUCUCCAAUGCGCCCAUCGAUACCAUCAAGACCCGGUUACAGAAAGCAACCGCGCAGCCGGGCCAGUCCGCCUUCCAGCGUAUCACCGCGAUCGCGAGCGAGAUGUGGCGAGAGGAGGGUUUCCGCUCGUUCUACAAGGGGAUUACGCCGCGUGUGUUGCGUGUCGCGCCCGGUCAGGCCAUCGUGUUCGCGGUGUACGAGCGCGUGCGGCGCGUGAUCGAAACACUGCAAGGUUCGGAGGAGGAAGCGCAAUUUAGCGAGUAG
Messenger RNA from Laetiporus sulphureus 93-53, 954 nucleotides. Its product is annotated as mitochondrial carrier. Bases 1 to 954 code for a protein of 317 amino acids. The transcript is spliced from 6 exons. The record is from RefSeq and is a predicted model, not a curated record. NCBI's taxonomy places the organism in Eukaryota, Fungi, Basidiomycota, Agaricomycetes, Polyporales, Laetiporaceae. Gene Ontology annotation, biological process: transmembrane transport; succinate transport; fumarate transport.